AUGAAGUCGAUAAGAAAUACAAGGACGCGCGUGUUCUCCUCGCUUCGCAGAAAACCUCUUCCUACCCCUCCUCCGGGGCCUCUUUUACCCCAAGAUGAGACUGUUGACGAGGAGAUCUGCCCAGGCUACAAUUCCAAGAAAUUCUACCCAGCAAAGCCUGGAGAGGUUCUCGCCAAUCGCUAUCAAGUCCUUGUCAAGGUUGGCUGGGGAGUUUCCUCUACCGUAUGGUUUGCCCGUGAUAUGCGGGGAUACGAAUCAGAACCGGAAAGUGUUGUAGCACUGAAGAUAACCAACACAAACAAGCAUGCAACUGAUGAUGAACGCGAAAUUGAGGCCCAUAUUGCUAAGAUGGAUCCUUCCCACCGCGGCUAUCCGCUCUUUCGAACAUCUUCGGAAUACUUUGAGGUCAGGGGUCCGGAAGGAAGACAUCUAUGCCUAGCAUAUGAGCCUAUGAGGGAGCCAAUGUGGCUUUUCCAGAGACGUUUUAAAGAUGGAAGGAUCCCCCUCCCAAUUAUCAAGACCUACAUACGUUUUCUUCUUGCGGGCCUUGAUUACCUUCAUACAGGAUGCAAGGUUGUCCAUACUGAUUUAAAACUUGAGAAUAUUAUGGUCACGUUUGAAGAUCCCUCUGUGCUUGGCGACUUCAUGAAUUCCCAGUUUGAUCAACCGAUGCAAUACAAAACUGACACCACAGGCCGACCGGUUUAUCGCUGUCACAAUGAUUUUGGGCCACUGAGGAAUGUAAAAAAUAUACCGAAAAUUGUUGACUUUGGACUAGCCACCCGACUCGGUUGCGAUGACUGGGGUAUUUACCCUAUCCAGCCUGACCACUACCGCGCCCCGGAGGUUAUCCUUGGCUGUGGUUGGAAAACGAGCGCAGAUAUAUGGAACCUGGGUAUUCUUCUUUGGGAUAUCAUGCAGGGCAAAGAACUGUUCCACCAGAUUUAUGAUAAACAAGGCUGUUAUGAUGCUAAGAUGCAUCUGGCAGAAAUGAUAGCCUUGUUCGGUCGCCCUCCUUCGGAGCUGAUUGCAAGAUCUCAGUCGAUGUUGGGGUAUAAUUGGCCUGAGCCUGUAAAAAGAGGGGACGGUCAAGUUUGUGAAAGUGCAGAGCAGUAUUUUGGUGGCCCUUUUUUCGAUAAACACGGCGAAUUUUUACAUGAUGACUUGAUCCCAGAUCGAAAGCUCACAGAUACUCUCCCGUCCUUAGAAGAAAAGGAGAGAGAACGCUUCUUGUCGUUUGUAAAGCUGAUGCUUUCUUGGCUUCCAGAGGAGAGAAAAACGGCGGGUGAACUGAUGGAGCAUCCGUUUCUUCGAUUAAAAUGA
Molecule: messenger RNA, 1323 nt
Organism: Aspergillus tanneri
Lineage: Eukaryota; Fungi; Ascomycota; Eurotiomycetes; Eurotiales; Aspergillaceae
Exons: 5
Coding region: 1-1323 (440 amino acids)
Biological process (GO): regulation of mRNA processing; spliceosomal complex assembly; protein phosphorylation
Molecular function (GO): protein kinase activity; ATP binding
Source: RefSeq, a predicted model, not a curated record